Solea senegalensis (Senegalese sole) is the source of this 2054-nucleotide messenger RNA. RefSeq names its product endothelin-2-like. Gene Ontology annotation, cellular component: extracellular region. Gene Ontology annotation, biological process: regulation of systemic arterial blood pressure by endothelin; regulation of vasoconstriction; intracellular calcium ion homeostasis. The coding region runs from base 1 to 408 and encodes 135 amino acids. The transcript has 5 exons. NCBI's taxonomy places the organism in Eukaryota, Metazoa, Chordata, Actinopteri, Pleuronectiformes, Soleidae. The record is from RefSeq and is a predicted model, not a curated record. Gene Ontology annotation, molecular function: endothelin B receptor binding; hormone activity.
AUGAUGAUGAGGAUGAUGACGAUGGUGGUGGAUUCCUUCAUGUGCAAGACUCUGACUUUAAUCCUCAUCUGCACGGCUCUGCAACAUGCUUGUGGACUCCCGUUAUCAGAGCCAGCGGAACCACCAGCUCAUACUCCUGCACAUUCACAACAUGUCAGGACCAAACGCUGCUCCUGUAACAGCUGGGAUGAUAAAGAAUGCAUCUACUUCUGCCACCUGGAUAUUAUCUGGGUCAACACGCCAAGUAAGCUCCUUCCGUAUGGUCUUGGGAGCCCCUCAUCUCGUCGCCGCCGCUCCGCCGGCCGAUGCAAAUGCCUGACACCAGCUGAUAAAACCUGCUCUAGCUUCUGUCAAAACAGUGCUCACAACCCAAGGACUGAUGUUGUGGGCUCAUCGAGGAAAAACUGAAAACAUAGAUGGCAACAAAUUACUUGCAUCUUUCAGAUCUGUGGUUAAGUCCAACAUUGGCAUUCUGUCAUCAAAGAAGAACAAAGCUUCAGUCAAAAGGCUCAAGAGGAGAACAAGAAGAUAGAAGAGUGAAAGAAAAACCAGCGGAGAUUAAAAGUCAUGGAGAGGAGACGUCUUCAGUGUUAGCUCCAGGUGUUUGAAACAGGUCAAGAGAGAGAAGGGUGGAGAAGACUCAACCAGAGAAAUGCUCCAGGACAGGAGUCUGAGGCGUGAACCUGGACUUAAUGUCUGUCUAACGUGAUGAGGAAGGAUCUUCUAAAGCCAAAUAUAAAGGGACUCACUUUGAGAUUAGUGGGCAACCACAUCAUAGAAAUAUCACACUGACCAAUUAUUGAGCAAACCAUUGCUUUUACUCAUCUUUAAGGAUUUCCCUAACUAUGAAGACUCUAUGAUCUCCAUUAUUCCAGAGCCAUAUAGACUCUAUAUUUUCUUUUUGAAAUAUGUGGGGAUGUAACGGCUGAUUUUCAGUUUGUGUUCCAUUUGUAGUCAGAACUUGGAUUUCCAACCUCACCAACCCCGACAUGGGGUUACUGUUAAUAACACUUCAGUCGUACACAUAGUACUCGUUCAUUUUUAUUAAUAUACAGUACAUGCUGUUGUUGAACUCCAGUUCUGACUUCUAAAUUCUGAUGUAAAUGGAACGUAGAAUAAUAUCCUCUGUAUCAGAGCUGAGAUAUUUUCUGCCUAAUGUUGAUGGCAAAUCAGCAAAAUAGUUUUUUUUAAUGAUGUUGCUUACUUGAAAACACCAUCGUGACACACUGCCACACUUAAAUGAAGACCAACUCUCUGUAUUGACGAAUCCGGUGAGCCGUUUGUGUGUUUCACCAUCUAGCGUCGCCGCCAUUACUGCGGUGGCACGUCGUCUGUCACUCUCUGCUGUCCUGCUCUGUUCUGCACAGUGGUCACAGUCACUUCUCCAAACCUGUGCCUGCUGCAGCGUUUUGCAGCUCAGAGUCUGGAUAUUUAUUUAAAAUGUAAAAUGUAAAAUGACAGACUUAAGAAAAAAGUAUUUCACAAUAACACCACAUUGAGUUCAUUUACUCUGUGCGACCACGGCAGCCUUGAUAGAGCUAGCUAAGUGAAGUUAGCUUAGCUGACAUUACCUUUUCACUGUGCAGCUGCAUGCUAUUCAUUGUGAGAUUGACGAGUGUUGAUCCAAAGUUACUUCCGGUACUUUGCCGGAUUCGUUUAUCGAGGCCACACACACACACACACACACACACACACACACCCUGACAAUGAACAUGGUGUAUACAAGCAUGGAGGCCACAGUGGGUCCAGUGCGUUGGCUCAGGUUACAUAGCUCCUCUUGAAUGUUUUGACUGAAGAAAGGCUGGAGGUGUUCAGUAAUGUGGGUCUUGCCAAAAAAGUAGCAAAUGUUUUUCUUCUUCACUUAACUUAUGUCUAUUAGCUCUGUAUCAAGAGCAAGAGAACAUUCCUCCUCAGUGCUAAUUGUUUACUAGCGUUUGCUGUUAAAUGCUAAAUAGCUUAUUUAUACCCUAACUUAUUGACAGAUGUAUUUAUAUUUGUAUUUGUCACAAUGUUUUUCAGGAAUGUGGAAAAUAAACGUGUUCUUAUAAGAGUCA